AUGGGUUCCAGCGCCAAAAAGAAGGCAGAGAAGAAGAAGGAUUUUCAGAAACCCAAGUAUAAGGUGGGAAAGGCCAAGCCAAAGGCCUCAAAUUUCACAGACACAAGCUUCAGAUCAAAAGCGAUUGUUAUGAACCAGCAGUCACUAUCAACUGUUGCCCCCGAUGUCGUUCAGCAAUUCAAGCACAACCUCUCUCUAGCUUCUUCCUCGCGGAAUGAUAAACAGCGCCGUGACGCCUUGGCAUACCUCACCAGCCAGCUCUCUUCACAUCCUCCAGUCAAUCCCGUCGGGACCAACAUCCUCCUCUCUAAACUCCUCCCUCUCAUCUCAGAUAGCUCAACGCCAGUCCGGAGUCAACUAUUAAAGCUGCUUCGAGUACUUCCCGAAGAUGAAGCAAAACACAGCACCGAGCAGGCCAUCAUGUUUAUCCGGGCAGGCAUGACACAUCUGUCAGCUGAUAUUAGCGGCGACUCUCUUGGAGUGAUGGAGUGGCUUCUCGACGUGGCUCAGGAUGAGCUCGUCACCAUCCCAGGUGGAUGGGUCAAGACUCUGAGUACUUUUUGCGUUACCAUGGGCUGGUCCCUAGCAUCGGCCGCUCCAGGCUGGACCUCAGCUGCUAGGACAGGACUUCGAGCCAAGGAUGCCCAGACGCUCGCGCGCCAGAUAUCAAUAUUGUCCAGAUUCCUCCAAGCUGGGCUCAAAUCAGAGACUGCCGCCGCUCCCGGUCCUGAUGAAUACUGGGACAACCUCUACAGGCUGCCCCGUUCCUCAAACACCUUUGAGUAUCUGAACUUGCUUGGGUCAAGACGAGACGAGGAGGGAGAGAUGUAUCCGAAUCGAGAGGCAAGGCAGCAAGUAUUUUAUCGGCGGUUCUUCGAUCCCGUAACAAAGGGAAUCGAAAAAGUGAAGAAGGAAGGCGGAGCGGCAGGGAGAGCGGCCGUUGGACUUGACCAGGCGUUGAAGAGUGGGAUGGGAGAUUACGCUGCCGCUGCUGGAAUGGAUGCUCAAGAUUUGUUGAACCUGUGGUAA
Trichoderma harzianum CBS 226.95 is the source of this 1029-nucleotide messenger RNA. RefSeq lists its product as hypothetical. The record is from RefSeq and is a predicted model, not a curated record. Gene Ontology annotation, biological process: rRNA processing. NCBI's taxonomy places the organism in Eukaryota, Fungi, Ascomycota, Sordariomycetes, Hypocreales, Hypocreaceae. The transcript is spliced from 3 exons. The coding region runs from base 1 to 1029 and encodes 342 amino acids. Gene Ontology annotation, cellular component: nucleus.